Messenger RNA from Haliotis rubra (blacklip abalone), 1812 nucleotides. RefSeq lists its product as uncharacterized. The transcript has 7 exons. Gene Ontology annotation, molecular function: protein binding. Lineage: Eukaryota; Metazoa; Mollusca; Gastropoda; Lepetellida; Haliotidae. Bases 40 to 1812 code for a protein of 590 amino acids. The record is from RefSeq and is a predicted model, not a curated record. Gene Ontology annotation, cellular component: cytoplasm.
UCAUUAUCCUCAUCGUCUGUAUCACCCUUUGCUGUGGUGAUGUUCAAACUGAGAUCGAGGAGAAGGGCAGAAUCGAAAAGAAGAUACCCCAAUAACGAAUUCAGUACUCUUGAAGCUGUUCCCUUGACUGAGAACCAGCUUGGAGCGGAGCAGCCUGAAGCAGACCAGUUUGAAUCACCAGGAAACGAGGAUACACACAAGAUUGUUCCCGACAUUGACAAACAGCCGACAGAUCAGCCGUCCAGGGAGAAGGACAUCAGUGACCUGUUCGUGGAAACUGAGGGUUACCGGAAGGUUAAAGACAAACUGGAAACACUUGGCCACGUGACAAUAAGCGGUGGUCCAGGAGAAGGUAAAACAUCCACGGCCCUGAUGCUGGGAGCUGAAUACAGGAGACAGGGGUAUGAAGUGGUACUGGUUGAGGACGUUGGUACUUUCCAGUUGUCUGAUUGUCUGUGUAAGGGUAAAGACGUCUGUGUCAUAUUCGAUGACAUAUUUCAGAACGUUGGGCCAUCCAUGGACGUACAUCGUCUGAGACAAGUUCUGUAUGAGCUCCAUGGACAUCUUGAACCCUGGAAAACCAAGUUGGAAAGAAGAUACAACAUCCUGCAGCAGACACCAGGAACGGAACAAAGAAGAAAAGAUCGUCUGAACUUGUAUUUUAUAUUUACCACAGAUUCCAACAACCUUGAACAAGCAAGGCCAAAACUCAAAGAACCUAUAUUGUUCCAAAAUUCUUCAGUAGUAGACUUGACCAAAUUGAUGACAGGUGAAGAGAAGAAGGCCAUAUGGUUGAAACAUAAAGAUCAUUACGACUGUAAAACUGAGGUCAACGUGAACAUAAUUAUUGCAUACGAGGAAAGGGUUGGUUUUCCUCUGGCAUGCAAGCUUUUCACAAGAUAUGCCCCUUUCAAAACACAAAGAAUCGUUUUUGAAAUGCCUAAAUUCCAUCUAAAACAGGAACUGCAUAAGAACAUAAAUCACCUUGACGAUCAGUCAGUAAUAUUCCUGUUGAGGUCACUAUGUGGAGGUGAACAGAAUACAAGAAAACGGCACACUGGAUCUGACAACAAAAUACAAGACACACACCUGAAGGAUGUUUCAGCCCUUGUCUCAUGUUCCAAUAUUCCUCUAAUACAAAACAUGUGGAUGUCUGCCAUAUUGAAUACUAACCCAGAGCUGUUCCUCCAUAACUGUAGUUUAAAGUUCAUCUGGGACCAUGUACGUGAUCAGCAGCAUGACACCGCUCCAGCAGAACAGACUGUCAUUUAUUUCCCAGGUGCUCACAGUGACGUCAUCACCGCCAGACUGGCUGAAGCUGUUGCUGAUGGCACGUUCAGUAACUACAUCAUGCAUCCCAUCUGGAAAAUGAAGGAAGUUGCAGACAAAGUGAAUCAAAUGUUUCCAGAUGAUGGGACCAAGUCUCAUGAUACAAAGCACGGUAUUCUCCAUUAUGCCUGUUUCAUGGGGAAUAACGACAUCAUAGACCGACUCCUCCCCCACUGUGACAUCAAUAGACGUGCUGUGAAUGGCUGGACGCCAGUUAUGUUUGCAGUUGCUGGUGGACAGAUGGAUAGUUUGAAACUUCUAGUGGUUCAUAAAGCUGAUAUCACACUGUGUGAUGCCAUGAACAAUAACCUGUUACAUUUGGCUUGGAGGAUGGAUGUGUUCGACCUCGUGUCACAAAAUGCAGACCUGUCAUUGACUGACGAUGACAACAACAGUCUGCUUCAUUUAGCCUGCCUCCUUGAUGACAUACCCGACAUUCUACUGACAAAGAUUGACGCUGAUAUUCAAGGAAAUCACGGUUGA